This is a messenger RNA of Closterium sp. NIES-65, 1134 nucleotides long. Lineage: Eukaryota; Viridiplantae; Streptophyta; Zygnematophyceae; Desmidiales; Closteriaceae. The record is from the annotation of a GenBank genome assembly.
AUGCAGGCCAACCAAGUAGACUGUGGUGUCUACGUUUGCAUCUACGCAUCUGAGCUGGUUGCCCGUGGCUUCGCUAAUCUGGACGAUGGGCUGCCAGCUUUGCCCUAUGGUGGUGGCCUUUUCCGGAGGGGGAUGCCAAGCGCCGUGAACAAGCCAGUGUCUCCAGAGCUGGCCGAAAUCGACGCGAAGCUGCGUGAUGCUGUCGGCGACAUCCACAACAUCUCCUGCCGCGUGGGGUACUGUGAGAAAGACAUCACCAAGCUCGAGCUCCUGGUGGAGAGUCUCACCAACGACUUGUCCACCACCCGCGACGAGCUCACCGCGUUGUCAGCGCAAGUAGCAGCCUUACCAGCACCGCCGCAGCAGGGGCGUAUUGGAGGAGCUGGCGGACCCAGCGCGAGAACCGACGACCCUGCCACCCAGCAAAUUCUGGCGCCGACUGCGCAACUCGAGCAGCAAGGGGAUUCUCAUCAGAUUCAAACGGCCCACGGCGUUAUCAACGGGCUGCUGCCCGACCAGCAGCAAGCGGCCCGCGCCGUUCGCUGCAGCUGCAGCCGUGCUCAGGCGGAGCAAGCCUCCCCGGGGUCGUGUGUGGCAGCUCACCGGCGAGGAGAUGGACCUGCUGGAUGGCUGCACGGCCGAGAUCGUGCGGCAGCUCACUACCGCACGCGUCUGGGGGCGGUGGGAAAAGGUGGCGCGUCGAGCUUGCUUCCCUCGGUGGUGCCAACCCCCACCCCUGCAUCCCCCGCUGUUGUGGCAGCAGCGCCAACCGCACCCGCAGCUGCUCCAACCACACUUGCCCCGGCGAAUGCAGGCAUCGCCCCUCCUGCCGUGGCUCUUGCACCUGCACAGCCCACCCCUCCCGGUGGAGCUACUGCUGUGCACGUCGGAACAACUCCUGUGCCUGCGGGGGUUACUCCCGCCCCACCAGCCCAUUCUACGCAAGCCACAUUGACCAACCCCCCUGUGCAGGCUGAUGUUGUGGCGUUUGCCUCGCUGUCGUUGCCAGAGAGCGACGAGGGGGAUGUGGGCAACAACGCGACAACCCACCCGACAGUUCCAUCCUCCCCCUCCUCCUCCUCCUCCUCCUCCUCCUCCUCCUCCACCUCCUCCCCCACCGCAGCCGGCGCCUGA